This is a messenger RNA of Otolemur garnettii (small-eared galago), 2165 nucleotides long. RefSeq names its product sclerostin domain containing 1 (gene SOSTDC1). The record is from RefSeq and is a predicted model, not a curated record. Lineage: Eukaryota; Metazoa; Chordata; Mammalia; Primates; Galagidae. The transcript has 2 exons. Gene Ontology annotation, molecular function: BMP binding. The coding region runs from base 540 to 1160 and encodes 206 amino acids. Gene Ontology annotation, biological process: negative regulation of BMP signaling pathway; negative regulation of Wnt signaling pathway.
CCUACGAUAUUUAAACUCACAGGAAUUCCUCCUGUUUUCUGGAAAGAACCCCCUCCCUGUCCCAAAUAUGGGGGACCCUCUAUAACCCCCUGAGGGGGUUAUAGAGGAAAAGCCAAUCUCUUCAAAUGAACAGCCAUUCAAUUAAAUUGGAUUUUCAUUUAAAUUGUACCCGACUAUAAACUAGGAAAGGAAAGGAAAUGGCAGAGGAGAGUCUGUCGUUGAUAUAAAGUGUGCCUGCCUGCUUCGGCUCACACGCAAGUGAAGAAGUCCAAGUCUGAAAUUUCAGGCCAUUUGUAUACCAAGCUCCUCCUUUUCUGCAGUCUUCUUUUCCAUUGGUAAAAUUCUUUUGCAGGGUCAUGUAGGGAUCCCACCCCUUCUCUGCGUUUUCACUCUGAAGCUCUAUACAACUUUACACCUGAAUGAACGCCAAACCUCUGUGGAUAUAUAAAGGGAACCUUGGGAGGAAUUUCACAGUUACAGUGCAGAAGCAGAGGGAAAGGAAUUAACCAGCUCUCCAGCCAAGCUAUCUUCUACUCACCAUGCUUCCUCCUGCCAUUCAUUUCUAUCUCAUUCCCCUUGCAUGCAUCCUAAUGAAAAGCUGUUUGGCUUUUAAAAAUGAUGCCACAGAAAUCCUUUAUUCACAUGUGGUUAAACCUGUUCCAGCACACCCCAGCAGCAACAGCACGUUGAAUCAAGCCAGAAAUGGAGGCAGGCAUUUCAGUAACACUGGACUGGAUCGGAACACUCGGGUUCAAGUGGGUUGCCGGGAGCUGCGUUCCACCAAGUACAUCUCCGACGGCCAGUGCACCAGCAUCAGCCCUCUGAAGGAGCUGGUGUGUGCUGGUGAGUGCUUGCCGCUGCCCGUGCUCCCUAACUGGAUCGGAGGCGGCUACGGAACCAAGUACUGGAGCAGGAGGAGCUCCCAGGAGUGGAGGUGUGUCAACGACAAAACGCGCACGCAGAGAAUCCAGCUGCAGUGCCAAGAUGGCAGCACGCGCACCUACAAGAUCACAGUAGUCACCGCCUGCAAGUGCAAGAGGUACACCCGGCAGCACAAUGAAUCCAGUCACAACUUUGAGAGUGUGUCUCCUGCCAAGCCAGCGCAGCAUCACAGAGAGCGGAAAAGAGCCAGCAAACCCAGCAAGCACAGCAUGAGUUAGAACUCAGACUUCCAUAGCUAGACUGACUAGCAACCAUCUGCUUUACAGAUUUGAUUGCUUGGAAGACCCAAGCCUGCCACUGCUAUUUUCUCACUUGAAAGUAUUAUGCUUUCUGCUUUGAUCAAACCCAGCAAGCUGUCCUAAGUAUCAGGACCUUCUCUGGGAAUAGUUUUUCCUUUUCAAGUUUUUCAAGAUGUACAUAUAUCCGUGAAUGCAAUUUGCAUUUAAAUUCCACGCAUCCUGUAGUUUUAAUUCCCCGUUGUUCUUAUAAGAUAUUCUUGACACUAUAGAUGUGGCUGAAUCAUUACAUUUAAAAACAGAAAAAAGGCCUCUCAGUUACCUUCCAUCCUAACCCAUUCCUGCCCCCCCAACCUCUUCAAAACAGAAAAGUUAAAAAAAAAAGUUGCCAUGACUCUUCACAGUAACAUUUUAAGAAAAGCGCUUUUUGGUAACCUUCCUGGGAACAGUUUAGUGGCCAUGAUCGAUCUUCCUUUGAAAGAGGAUGAAAGACCUUGUGACAUUUCACUUCAAAAUAAGCCCUGUAGCUUUUUACAGUCCUAGAGUAUGAAAUUAUACCCUGCAUGCUGACCCUCGCUUGGAAUGGAAUGCCAGAAAUGCAUGGCAGCAGCUAAGAUGUAAAGCCGAUUAACUAUUUAUUUGUCAAUGUUAUUAUUUAAUGAGCUUUCACAUGUGAUUUUUUUCAAAAUAUUAAUUUUGUAUGUUUUGAACCUUUUUCAUGUACCUAAAUAUUUUCCUAUAUGAUUUGUGGUUUACCUAGAAAUAUGAAAAUACAUGUUGUAGAUAUGUAAAAUAAAUGUUAGUCUCCCUAUGACACGUUUCAUAAUGAAUUUUAUCAAUAGUAUGGAUCUGCUUAAAUCAAUAAGAUGCUUUGUAAAGCUGGAAUAUGUAAUACUUUCUUCUUUAGUCUGUGCAAUCAGAAGGUGCUUUGACCUUCAAUGCCAUUGGUUUCUUUGAAAAAAACAAAAUAAAUACUGCUAAAAGUUA